GACGCAUGGGAGCGCACGCGCAGUUCCGCUUCCGGGAGCCGCUCCUCGCUACCCACUAUGCUCUGCGACAUCGACCUGUCGCAAAGGCCGCGUUUGCGGGGCGAAUGAGCGACUCGCUUUCCGUGCGGUGCGGCGAGUGAGGCCCCGGUCCUCAUCCUCGUCCUGCCGCAGGGCCAGAACCCCUGACGGUAUUCAGCUGCGCUUAAGUCUGGCCGGUGUCAUCUGUCCCCGCAAUGCCCCCCAAGAAACAGGCUCAGGCCGGGGGCAGCAAAAAGGCGGAGCAAAAAAAGAAGGAGAAGAUUAUCGAAGACAAAACUUUUGGUUUGAAGAAUAAGAAAGGAGCAAAGCAACAGAAGUUUAUCAAGGCUGUCACACAUCAAGUUAAAUUUGGUCAACAAAAUCCACGUCAGGUAGCACAGAGUGAAGCUGAAAAGAAAUUGAAGAAGGAUGACAAGAAGAAAGAAUUGCAGGAGCUAAAUGAGCUGUUCAAACCUGUAGUUGCUGCUCAAAAAAUAAGUAAAGGUGCAGAUCCCAAGUCUGUGGUAUGUGCAUUCUUCAAGCAAGGACAGUGUACUAAAGGAGAUAAGUGUAAGUUCUCCCAUGACUUGACUCUGGAGAGAAAAUGUGAAAAGCGAAGUGUUUACAUUGAUGCAAGAGAUGAAGAACUUGAAAAAGAUACUAUGGAUAAUUGGGAUGAGAAAAAGCUGGAAGAAGUAGUGAACAAGAAGCACGGUGAGGCGGAAAAGAAAAAACCAAAAACUCAAAUAGUGUGCAAGCAUUUCCUUGAAGCUAUUGAAAACAACAAGUAUGGCUGGUUUUGGGUAUGCCCUGGAGGGGGUGAUAUUUGCAUGUAUCGUCAUGCACUUCCUCCUGGAUUUGUGUUGAAAAAAGAUAAAAAGAAAGAAGAGAAAGAAGAUGAAAUUUCAUUAGAAGAUCUAAUUGAGAGAGAGCGUUCUGCCCUAGGUCCAAAUGUUACCAAAAUCACUCUAGAAUCUUUUCUUGCCUGGAAGAAAAGGAAAAGACAAGAAAAGAUUGAUAAACUUGAACAAGAUAUGGAAAGAAGAAAAGCUGACUUUAAAGCAGGGAAAGCACUAGUGAUCAGUGGUCGUGAAGUGUUUGAAUUUCGUCCUGAACUGGUCAAUGAUGAUGAUGAGGAAGCAGAUGAUACCCGCUACACCCAGGGAACAGGUGGUGAUGAGGUUGAUGAUUCAGUGAGUGUAAAUGACAUAGAUUUAAGCCUGUACAUCCCAAGAGAUGUAGAUGAAACAGGUAUUACUGUAGCCAGUCUUGAAAGAUUCAGCACAUAUACUUCAGAUAAAGAUGAAAACAAAUUAAGUGAAGCUUCUGGAGGUAGGGCUGAAAAUGGUGAAAGAAGUGACUUGGAAGAGGACAACGAGAGGGAGGGACCGGAAAAUAGAGCCAUUGAUGCUGUUCCUGUUGAUGAAAAUCUUUUCACUGGAGAGGAUUUGGAUGAACUAGAAGAAGAAUUAAAUACACUUGAUUUAGAAGAAUGACAUCAAACACCUUGCUGAAAAAAUUAAGUCAGCUCAGCAUGAGUUGAAAUUGACUACAUUAAUUUCUUUCCAGCUAGAAUCAACAGGAUGUUUAUUUCCUAUGCUGAUUCUGGAGGAGUUAACCUCCUGCAAAAAAGGAAUAUUGUCCCUGCGUCUUCUCUUCUGACUUUGGCUACAUCUCAUAGUAAGUUCAGAGUAGUUCAUGAUAAAUUGAAAAUAUAAUGGUCAUUGCAGAAAAUGAUUGAUUGUUGUAACUGUCCACCCAAGUAAGAAGUGUAUCUGCCUUUCCAUCUUUUGGUUUUCAUUUGGGCAUGUGCUAUUACCAGAAACAACAAACUUACAUUUAAAAUACCCUUCAUUUGACACAGUUUUUAAUGAGUGAUUUAAUUUCCUUUGUAUUUGUAUGUUUAGAAGACUGCCUAAAACAUGAGCACUGUACUUCAUAAAGGAAACUGCGUAUGCAGAUUCAGUAUUGUAUAUCUUUGGACAAUUAGAUGGACAUUUAAAAUGGAACUUCUUUUAUCUGACAGGAUCAGCUACAAUGCCCUGUGUUAAAUUGUUUAAAAGUUUUCCCUUUUCUUUUUUGCCAAUAAAGUUGUAAAUAAAGACCAUCAUACAUUAAAAUCCAAA
Molecule: messenger RNA, 2144 nt
Organism: Nomascus leucogenys (northern white-cheeked gibbon)
Lineage: Eukaryota; Metazoa; Chordata; Mammalia; Primates; Hylobatidae
Gene: ZC3H15
Product: zinc finger CCCH-type containing 15
Biological process (GO): cytoplasmic translation
Cellular component (GO): cytosol
Molecular function (GO): metal ion binding; mRNA binding
Source: RefSeq, a predicted model, not a curated record